UCAGCCUGGGCAGGCUGUCUCACACAUUCCAGGGUUCACAUUCAUAAACACAGUCUGUGAACAACAGUGCCAACACCUCCCACCGUCGAGUAAGCAGCUGUCCCCAGAGAUGCGGGGUCCCCGCGGCCAUCUCCUCUCACCAGGGCAGCUGCCCAUCAUCGCCAAGAAUAAACUCCAGCUAGUCGCUGCGUGGAUCUGAAUCAUCUGAGAGCUUCCAAAGGAGGGGAGUGACUACCCAGGACGCACAAGCAGACUAUAUAAGUUCCCAAGGGUUGGGCCUCACGCAGAUCCUUUCCUGUGGCUACUGCCUGCCAGAGAGCUACCAACAGCGAGCUUGCUUGGCAUCCAACAUGUCCGAGGCUGGCACUCCUGAAGGCCCCAUCAAGAAGAAGCGGCCCCCUGUGAAGGAAGAAGACCUGAAGGGGGCCCGAGGGACCCUGGCCAAGAACCAGGACAUCAAGUCUAAGACAUACCAGGUCAUGCGGGACUACGAGCAAGCCGGCUCAGCUGCCCCAUCUGUAUUCAGCCGCAACCGCACAGGCACCGAGACAGUCUUUGAGAAGCCCAAAGAGGGACCAGCCAAGAGCGUGUUUGGCUGAGACAUGCACAUUGCACCAUCCACCCGGACACAGGAGCCUCCCCACGAACUUUUUUUUUUUUGUAAUGCUGGAAGAUGCCUUUCCUCUGCUGUCUCUUGAACCAUCAUGACUCCCACAACCCUAGCCCUUGGAAACACCAAUAAAGAGUAUGCCCAAUGUCCCCAACCUUGGGACGUUGCCAUGGCCGCUACCUGCAGAAGAGAGGGAAGUGUGGGGACAUAGCAUAUCUGGUGCCCUUCCUGGACUCUGAGGUGGGACAGGGAAUAAUGUGUGUGCUCUCAGAACCACUGAGGUGUUCCAGGCAGAGCCUUAGCCGUGGAGUCCUGGUGCGGACUUUCUGAUGCGUGUAGGAGACAGUUCUUCCUAAAUCUCUGUUUUAGGCUGGGAAGAUGGUGCCAUAGCUAAAAGUACUUGCCAUUUCUUUAGAGGACUCUGGUUCAGUUCCCAAAUAUCCUCAUGGUAGCUCAUAACCAUUGAACUCUGCCACCCUCUUCUGGCCCCUGCGGGCAUUGCAUUACGUGUGGUAUGCCUGUAGUCAAAAUACUCACGUACCUAAAAUAAAAAUGAAAUGGAAAAGUAA
Molecule: messenger RNA, 1179 nt
Organism: Mus musculus (house mouse)
Lineage: Eukaryota; Metazoa; Chordata; Mammalia; Rodentia; Muridae
Gene: Mustn1
Product: musculoskeletal, embryonic nuclear protein 1
Exons: 3
Coding region: 351-599 (82 amino acids)
Biological process (GO): embryonic limb morphogenesis; chondrocyte proliferation; tissue regeneration
Cellular component (GO): cytoplasm; nucleus; extracellular region
Source: RefSeq, marked validated